Pipistrellus nathusii (Nathusius's pipistrelle) is the source of this 960-nucleotide messenger RNA. The record is from the annotation of a GenBank genome assembly. NCBI's taxonomy places the organism in Eukaryota, Metazoa, Chordata, Mammalia, Chiroptera, Vespertilionidae.
AUGGUGCUGCCGCCCCCGGACCGGCGGCACGUGUGCCUGACCACGCUGGUGAUCGUGGGCAGCAUGGCGGUCAUGGACGCCUACCUGGUGCAGCAGAGCCAGGGCCCGCGCAAGAUCGGCGUGUGCAUCAUCGUGCUGGUGGGCGACGCGUGCUUCCUGCUGGUGCUGCGCUACGUGGCCGUGUGGGUGGGCGCCGAGGUGCGCACGGCCCGGCGCGGCUACGCCAUGGUCCUCUGGUUCCUCUACGUCUUCGUGCUGCAGAUCAAGCUCUACUUCGUCUUCCAGAACUACAAGGCGGCGCGGCGCGGCGCGGCCGACCCGGUGGCGCGCAAGGCGCUCACGCUGCUGCUGUCCGUGUGCGUGCCCGGCCUCUUCCUGCUGCUCGUGGCGCUCGACCGCAUGGCCUACGUGCGCACCUUCCGCAAGCGCGAGGACCUGCGCGGCCGCCUCUUCUGGGUGGCGCUGGACCUGCUGGACCUGCUGGACAUGCAGGCCGGCCUGUGGGAGCCGCCGCGCACCGGCCUGCCGCUGUGGGCCGAGGGCCUCACCUUCUUCUACUGCUACAUGCUGCUGCUCGUGCUGCCCUGCGUGGCGCUCAGCGAGCUCAGCAUGCAGGGCGAGCACGUGGCGCCGCAGAAGAUGAUGCUCUACCCCGUGCUCAGCCUCGCCACCGUCAACGUGGCGGCCGUGCUGGCGCGCGCCGCCAGCCUGGCGCUCUCCCGCGACAGCCGCGUCUCGGCCAUCUUCGUGGGCAAGAACGUGGUGGCGCUGGCCACCAAGGCCUGCACCUUCCUGGAGUACCGCCGCCAGGUGCGCGACUUCCCGCCGCCCGCGCUCCAGCUGGAGCUGCAGCCGCCGCCGACCUCGCAGCAGCGGCGCCACUCCGGGCCGCUUCCCCCGCACGGCCCGCCCGGCCGCCCCCGCGCGCCCUCGCCCACGCGCGACGCGCUGGACACGUGA